CUACGGGUUCUCUGGUAGAUGAAAUAGCUAUAGUAGUACGGGCUACCUGUUGGCCAACGACCAAAUAGCCUGGGUCGAUCCCACCAUGCAGUGCGUCUCAGCAUCCUGUAUACCGCGAAUCCAAGAUGGCGUUCUAUUGCUCAAUCAGCCACGAGGUUCCAGAACACCCUUGCAUCUCUCCCCUGUCUGGGAAUGUCUUUGAGAGACGUCUCAUUGAAAAAUACAUUGCUGAGAAUGGAACGGACCCAGUGAAUGGGGAGCCGAUGUCAGAAGACCAGCUGAUUGAUGUUAAAGUAAACACUCUAGUCAAGCCCAGACCCCCCUCUGCUACAAGUAUCCCAGCUAUUUUGAAAGCCCUACAAGAUGAAUGGGAUGCUUGUAUGUUGCACAGCUUUUCCCUGCGACAGCAGCUACAAACUGCUAGACAAGAGCUAUCUCAUGCACUGUAUCAGCAUGAUGCCGCCUGCCGUGUGAUUGCACGUCUUACCAAAGAGGUCACUGCUGCUCGUGAAGCUCUUGCAACAUUGAAGCCUCAGGCUGGAAUUGUCCCAACACCUGCCCUAGUUGCUGCCCCUGUUGCACUCUCUGUACUGGCCGAUGAGAGCAUGGAAGUCCAAGCUGGCGAGGAAGGCGGAAUGACAGAAGAAGUGCUUCAAAAGUUACAAGAAAAAGCUACACUUCUCACUGCUGAACGUAAAAAGAGAGGCAAGAAAGUCCCAGAGGAUCUCACACCAGCGGAUGAGAUUAGAAACUUCACUCAGAUUGCCAGCCAUCCUGGUCUUCACAGUGCCAGCACACCUGGCAUCCUGGCUCUUGACUUGCAGCUUGCAGACACCUCCAAAGUCCUUACAGGUGGUUUGGAUAAAAAUGCAAUUGUCUUUAACAAAGAUACAGAACAGGUCAUUGCUACCCUCAAAGGUCACACCAAGAAAAUUACAAACGUCAUUUACCAUCCAACUGAGGAACUGGGUAUCACAGCAUCCGCCGAUAGCACCAUCAGAGUGUGGUCCAUUACCAAAGGCUCUUGUGAACACAUCCUUAAGGCUCACGACCAAGCAGUCACAGGGCUCAGUCUUCAUGCAACAGGGGAUUACCUGCUUAGUUGUUCAGCAGAUCAGCACUGGGCUUUCUCUGAUAUCCGUACUGGCCGAGUCCUCACCAAAUGCAUAUCUGACCCUGCUGUCAAUCAAGGAUUGACAUGUGCCCAGUUCCAUCCUGAUGGUCUUAUCUUUGGUACUGGGACAUCAGACAGUAUUAUCAAGAUCUGGGACUUAAAGGAAAGAACCAAUGUGGCUAAGUUCCCUGGUCACUCCGGCCCAAUCUCGGACAUCACUUUCUCUGAAAACGGAUACUACUUAGCAACUUCAGCUGAUGAUUCUGUGGUCAAAUUGUGGGAUUUGAGGAAAUUGAAGAAUUUCAAAACCAUCAAUUUGGCUGACAGAUUUGAGGUGAAGGCCCUCAGCUUUGACCAGAGUGGAACAUACUUAGCAGUCGCAGGAACUGAGAUACAAAUUUAUUUAGUAAAACAGUGGGAGUUGCUGAAUAGUUUUUCAGAGCACAGCGGACUUGUCACCGGGGUGAAGUUCGGAAGACACGCAGCCACCGUUGUGUCGUCGGGCAUGGAUCGCCACCUCAAGUUCUACUCUCGGUAGUCACUCGGAGCAACAUCGGCUGGAGCCGAGGGAUAUUCCUGAUGUUUCCGGAGCUUGAGUAUUCCUGUCUUAAAAGCAGUGCAGGCUGAAACCAAUGGAAUCUGCCAACGUUGUAUUCGACGGAUAGCAUAUCAAAGAAAUAGUUAGCCUUUCACAUUGUACAGUCAUAAGGACUUUCCUCGUUUUUAUUCCUGCCUUGUAAAUUAUGUCGCUAACGUUUUCUGGAUGGGAUCUACAGUAGCAAAUAUACGAACUUGGUACCGAGCUUGCCGCAUGCAUCUUGACGUGUAAAACCCAUUGUAAUACCAUCUAAUAUGAGCAUAUUCUCGCCACUAUCGCCAUACCCAAUUGCUGUGAGCUAGGCCAUCGGCUAUCAUGUACCAUCUGUUUAUUCUGCUAUGUUGUUUUUACCUUGUACUGGUUACACUGUAGUUCUAGAGAUACCUUCCAUUCGGCCUUGAAAAAGUGUUUGUAAUUCUGUAUUUUUCAAAAUAAAAGGAGCUUUCUACAUUA
This is a messenger RNA of Nematostella vectensis (starlet sea anemone), 2165 nucleotides long. RefSeq names its product pre-mRNA-processing factor 19. The coding region runs from base 126 to 1652 and encodes 508 amino acids. NCBI's taxonomy places the organism in Eukaryota, Metazoa, Cnidaria, Anthozoa, Actiniaria, Edwardsiidae. Gene Ontology annotation, cellular component: cytoplasm; Prp19 complex; U2-type catalytic step 1 spliceosome. Gene Ontology annotation, molecular function: ubiquitin protein ligase activity; protein binding. The transcript has 23 exons. The record is from RefSeq and is a predicted model, not a curated record. Gene Ontology annotation, biological process: DNA repair; mRNA splicing, via spliceosome; protein ubiquitination.